This is a messenger RNA of Tuber aestivum (summer truffle), 3745 nucleotides long. Lineage: Eukaryota; Fungi; Ascomycota; Pezizomycetes; Pezizales; Tuberaceae. The record is from the annotation of a GenBank genome assembly.
GUUUCGGAACUGCGUAAGCGGUUGCGCACAGGAACAACGUUCAGCGCCUCUCGGUGGAGAGAAUUAGGGUAUCAAAUGAUCGACGACCAACAAUAUCCCGAGGUUCGCUAACACAUGCCACGCUCCCAAACAACAAGACUGAUUAUCUCUCUUUUAGGCUCUCCAUUGUUUUGGCGAAGCCGAAUAUCACCAUGGCAUUACAUUGGCCAAUGCAUACAUUACUGAAGAAAUUGCAGUCACCAAGAGAGCUCAUGGGUUGUCUGAAGUGGCAAACGAUCAAUUCAUAAAAGCAUCAGAACUGUUUUUACAAACAGGUAGCACCGCAAAGGCAGUACAAUGUCGGAAAGAAGGGGGUGAUCCAAAAGGUGUAAUCAGUGAGUGAAUCCAAAGAGUUGAUCUCAUUAUUAAAGGCUGAAAUGGUACAGAAAUUCUUGCCGACAAUGGAGCAUAUGAAGAUGCCGCCUGGCUUGCGGCAGAUCUCGGUUUAUUUUCUGAAGCAAGCGAAAUAUACACCAAACUUGGCAAGCACGAGAAAGCGCUCGCAGGAUAUGCUCGUAAGGAGCGAUUUAGCUGGAUGUUUAAUUACAUCAAAAAGUUUGUACCAGCUCUCCCCCCCCAUUUAAUUUUUUGGAAAGUAGCGCGUUCGCGGGAUCAGCUAACCGCUGAAGACAGGUUUGAAUCAGAAAUUGAGCCCUCCUGCAGGAAACAGUAUUUACAGUUGGGCUACUUAAAAGAAUUUGGAGAGAGGGAUACGAUUUCCAGCCCGUUUGAAAAACGGGUUAUUGAUCUAAUUGGAUCCCGGGAAGAGCAGAAAAUGGUUUUGUCAAGGUUUGGCCUAGUGAACAAACUCUUCGAAUUUCUUAGUACUCGCGGUGAAUACACGGAAGCCCACGAGGUUGGGGUUAGUUCUGGACUUCUGAAGAACUCCAUCCAGUUGCUCUGCGAUAAAAUCUUACCCGGAGACCCAAAUUGUGGGCAGGGGGCAGAGGUGAACUUGAUGUGUAUGUUUCUACAGGCAGAGCAUAUAGCAACCAAUCCUUGGCCUAGAAACGGAGAACCCAUACGGAUUCACAAAAUGUUACAGUCCGCAGUCGGGAAAGGGAGGCCACGGAUCGAUUUGUUUGUCAAGAUGUGGAGAGAUAUUAACGGAGCGCUCGAGGGCUUUAUCCGUCGCAAGAUCGAUGUAAAGAUUGGAAGUCUGGGCGAUGCGCACAGUGGUAGUUAUGUGGAUAUUCUGGUCUGCUCCCUCGUGAUCCUAGUGCCAUUUCACCUCUAACUCCCCCCUAGAUAGCGAAGAGUGCAUACCCAGACAUCAAAUUCCAGCUUCCACUCGAUCAUAUCGACCGUGUUCUCGGAGACUUGAGGAUACUCUCAUCAUGUGAGAGGAUCCCCUCUGCAAUACAGCUCUAUUGUGGGAUUUACGAGAUGCCCCGCCAGCCAGGAAAAUACAUCAUCCUGGAGUGGUCUCCAUUCAGCGCUGACUCUAAACUACAAAACCCACUUAGGCCGGUGGAUAUUGAUUCUUCACUGAGAGACAGAAUGUUAGGGUGUAUUUUAGAGGAUAUCGUUCCUCCUCUUGUUUCUCUUGAUAGAGGAUUGCGAACAAAAUGGAGUGCAAGAGCGAGGCCUCAAGUAGUGCCCUCAUUGAUACUAGGUAGGAACAAUCUCCGACAACCCAUCCAGAUUUAGUAUGAUACUUUACUUACCUGAACGCAACUUAGCUGAAACCCAUUUUAAAAAAGUAGAGGUAGGUUCCGUGGGUCGAAAUUCUGCUCUCAGACAACUCACUGACAGCACAUUAGUUUCUGGCGCGCCUUUGCCGAAUAUUUUCUGAGUCAGCCGCAAUGAUCAAGACCAACGGACGACACUUGCCGCGGAAUUGUGAGAUCCUCCAGUCUAUUCCAACCGAAAAUCUUUGUUUCUGAUGCAGUACAGGGGACUGGAGAUUUUGGAGAGGAGCUCUUCUGGAGCAAAUGGGAUUCAGAUCUUCGUAUGAGCAGAGCCUCGACGUUUUAUUUAAUAUCAAGUCUGAGUUCGCGGAUCGGGGGGGGAAAUAUCGCGUAUUACAUCCGGUUAUUAUCAAGGAUGAUACAACAGAGUAUCUAGUAGAAUCAGCUGCUAAAUUGGGUGUGGGGGGCUGUGUGUCUUCACUUUUGGCUCAAUACCAAACUUCUCUAUUUCUAGGUAAGUAAAAUCGCAGAAUAAGUUAUUCGCAGACAAGCAGAGAUCUACUCUAACAAGAAACAGGCUAUGAACGCCAGUGGAAGUCAUUCCUCCAGGCAUUUCGCGACCUAGUAAUGAACAGGGGGAACCAAGGCCUCAAAUAUGGCUCGGAAAUGAUAACUUUAGUCAAUUUGUUCUUGUUGGAGACCGAAGCCAGUGACUUCCCCGGGAGAUUUGUAUGUUUGGCUCAUCCACCAGCCCGAAGGCCAAUCUGCUAACUUUAACAUAGUGCGAAAAUAUUUACGGGGUCCUGGGUGCCCUUGGGAGAGCAAAAAGGACACUAAACUUUUACUCUCCCUCGGUCAUUUCUCUUUAUGAGGAAUUGACAUUCUCUUUAGUAAGUAGGUGGUUUACAUUCUGCCCUCGACACUGACAAGCGUAGAUUUUCCUGAUGCGUCCUUAUGAAUUUCUCAUUCCCGAUUCCUGGCACCGCUUGUACUUCAAUAGAUGGGGAGAAAAACCUCGGUCACCUUCGGUUUUCGAACGCUUCCGGUACCAGCAGUGUCUGGUCACAGUUUGUUCGAGCUUCUGCGAGGUUGUUAUAGGCAUCGAGGCAAGGGGUACCAAAGAGUUUGCCUUAGCCCGACGAAGCGUUACCCUAAUUGUUGUAUGCCUCAUCAACCUGGGAACAUUCUUUCCCCGACAACAGGAAUAUGCGGUAUUGUGGCGGAAGUCACAACGGGUUUGCUUUUCCACUUAACAAGGACUCGGGCGUUGGGGUGUGCUUACUUUCUACUCAGGUUUUCCGUUGUAAUAGGUUGAAUGCUCGCAGUCUCCUGGGGCUACGGGCAGAUAAGCUCACAGGACGUUUGACGAAGGUCUUCGAAGAUCACAAAGGGAAUGAUUCAAUCCGCCUUGUAACGGGACACCGAGAAUUGGUCGACAAGUUUGCCGGGAUUUCUUUGAAUGAAAAUGGGGUCUCAGUGGUCAGAAUCUGCCCGAUACGAGAGGAGGAUAAACAUAUGUGGGCAAUGAGUAAGGACCAACGCACGAGGCAACUCAACGCUGCGUAUAUUCUGACAGCUUUCUGGAAACUCAAUGGGCCUAGAUAUGUGGAGAGGAUGAAGGGGCGUAGGCAGCGCUACGCUGCUCGUAUUCUGAUGGCUUUUUGGAAACUGAACGGGCAGAAAUUCUUGGCGAGGAUGAACGAACAAAGAAGGCAGCUCAAAGCUGCACGUAUUUUGACAAAUUUUUGGAAACUAAAUGGACCGGGAUAUGUGGAAAAGAGGAAGAGACGUAGGCGGCGCAACGCUGCAUGGGUUUUGACGGCUUUCUUGAAACUGAAUGGGUUGGGGUUUCUUGAGAAAAUGAGGGAGCGUAGGAGGUACCUUGCCCCGAGGUACAGAUAUUCUAAAAAUUGUUGUUUAUUAGUAGAUAUGAGAGAGGGCAAAAAUUGGACGUACUGACAGUGGAUUUUUGUUUUUCCAUUAUUUUUACGGGCUACUGGAUUUGGCUAGCAAUGCGGAAAAAGGACUUCAUGUUUUAAUCUCUUGAGUCACAGAAUUUAGGAUUUUAUUGGCUU